Molecule: messenger RNA, 1230 nt
Organism: Pyricularia oryzae 70-15
Lineage: Eukaryota; Fungi; Ascomycota; Sordariomycetes; Magnaporthales; Pyriculariaceae
Product: cysteine dioxygenase
Exons: 3
Coding region: 274-933 (219 amino acids)
Biological process (GO): L-cysteine catabolic process
Molecular function (GO): ferrous iron binding; cysteine dioxygenase activity
Source: RefSeq, a predicted model, not a curated record
GUUCCGUGUUCGCACUGCACUUGUCAAAUACGAGCCGAUCGAAGGUCAUGCGAGUCCAGUCGAGACACCGCAACUUUGCUCCAGCAUAUCUGUACAGAGCUGAUUGCCAAUUGUCAGUAGAAACGAAACAGUCGGUCCUAUCUUCUUUUCAACAAUCCUCUCAAGUUCUAUCCAUAACAACCGUCUUGUGCACCUUCGACCAAUCUUGGUUACCUUUUUGAAUCCAUAGCAAGCCUAUCCCACCUGGUUUCUCACUCGAGAAUAACAAACAAAAUGUCUGCUGUCCAAACUAUCCACGCUCCUGCCAUCACGGGAUUGUCGGGUCAAAUACUCAGCCCACCUCUCAGCCCACCCAAGACUUUCGGUGAUCUCGUAUUAGACCUGAAAGAUGGUCUUGGACCUUCCUCGGGCUUGACUUCUGAUGAUGUCGAUGUCAACUACCUGAAGUGGCUGAUGGAAGAAUACAAGGCCGACGAGUGUGGCUGGCAAAAAUUUGCGAUGGGAGAUAAUACCAGAGGCUACACUCGUAACCUCGUCGAUGAAGGCAAUGGGAAGAGCAACUUGCUCGUUCUUGUCUGGAGUCCUGGCAAAGGAAGCCCGAUCCACGACCACGGCAAUGCUCAUUGCCUGAUGAAGAUCCUCCGGGGCGAAUUAACCGAGACCCGAUACGACUUCCCGAAACCCAAUAUCGAGCAGCCGAUGAAGGUCAUAUCCGAAAAGACAUAUAAAGAGAACGCGGUGGCGUACAUGGCAGACGAGCUUGGCGUCCACCGUGUCUGGAAUAAGGGUAGCGACUUCGCUGUGUCCUUGCACCUGUACACGCCACCCAACGUCGCCAAAGGCGGCUGCAACAUCUUCACCGAGUCCACGGGCAAGAGUAGCCAUAUCAAGAAAUGCCCAAACUUUUCCGAGUAUGGUAAACGCCUUGAGUAGGUAUCUGGGUUGGAGUGAAUGACCAAAAGCAUUCGGGUCGGUGUCGCGAGCCUGGACUUGGGGUUGGUGGAAUGGAACAGGCCCUGAAGGCUGGGUGUAGGAAAUGACCGUCAUGAAAUUGGUGUAUAGUUGUAUAUAGGGUAGAUGUAUGCUGCCUGGUGAAAGAGAGUCCUGAUACCCAGAGCGUGUAUUUCGGAAGGGCCAUCGGGCUUCGACACAACCAUAGGUAGCGCAAAUCGGUUUUGAUCAAAGAAAUUCGUCGUCUCUGAAUAUCUUACUGACACUGAAAAGAUGAAG